Molecule: messenger RNA, 4154 nt
Organism: Sciurus carolinensis (gray squirrel)
Lineage: Eukaryota; Metazoa; Chordata; Mammalia; Rodentia; Sciuridae
Product: retinol dehydrogenase 10-like
Exons: 1
Coding region: 1926-2951 (341 amino acids)
Cellular component (GO): lipid droplet
Molecular function (GO): oxidoreductase activity, acting on the CH-OH group of donors, NAD or NADP as acceptor
Source: RefSeq, a predicted model, not a curated record
CUCUCUCUCUCUCUCUCUCUCUCUCUUUCAAUACUGGAACACAAACUCUGUUGUUUUAUUCCCAAGCUGCAACCCUCUUUCAUUUUACAUUUUGAGAUAGGAUCUUACAAGUUGCUUAGGGCCUCACCAAGUUGCCAAAGCUGACCUUGAACUUGAUAUUUUCCUGCCUUGGCCUCCCAAGUUACUGGGAUUACAGGUGUGUGCCACCACGUCCAGCACUAGUGUUGGCGUUUUUGCCCCCUCAGGUAAAAUGUAGAAAACUUCUCAUCAUUUUGGCCCUUUCAUUCUCUUCUCUUUAUAAUUUAGUUAUAUAAAAAAUGUUCUCGAGGCUGGGGAGAUAGCUCAGUUGGUAGAGUGCUUGCCUUGUAAGCACAAGGCCCUGAGUUCGAUCCCCAGCACCCAAAAAAAAAAAAAAAAAAAAAAAUGUUCUCAAAUUAUAUUGAAAACCACAGAAGAUAGUGUUAUGAUUAUAAUAUUAUUUUAACCCCUUAAAAAUCAAAGGGCUGAGAAGACCACUUGGCUAGCAUGCAAAAGACCCUGGGGUUUAAUGCUCCAUAUAGCAAUAAAAAUAACAAAUUAAAAAAAAAAAGGAGAAAUAUAGUCUAUAUUUUACUCAUUUUGUUGUUCAUCUUUCAAGCCUAAUGUUUGAAGUAUCUUUUCAUCAUUACCUUUCUUUUGAAGACCUAGUUAUUCUUAAUGGAUAUGGAGAAUAAGAAAUUCCCAAAAUAAUAAGGCCUGAGAAAAGAAGUAAAAAUGAAGGCCAUGCACUGACAGCCUUGUCUCCCAGGACAGACGUCUUCCAGGCGCCAGCAGCUGCAGACAGGGCGGGGGUGUUUCAUCACCCGUAGAGGAAGCGGUCUCUGCGAGGCGUCCUCUCCUCCGAAGCCAAUCCUCUCCAGACGCUGUCCGCAGACCUUGACCAAAAGGCCCGCGUUCCUGAGUGUCCAUGCCCACUAGACCACCCCUCAAGGUAACCUGUAUAAACCAGUCCCUUUCGCUGUUCGGUGGCUCAUUUUCCACCAGGAGAGUGGGGCCGUGGGCACCAUUUCAUCCCCUUGAAUAAAGAGUUGAGAUGACGCCUGAGGUUUGCGUCCUGCCCGGUCUUUUUGUGCUAACAAUUCUUAUAAGGAAAGUCUGCUAAUUCUCUUUGUUUUAUUUCUUCCAAAAACAACAUUAUUUAACUUUCAUUUCUUUAAGUUUUACUGAGAUGUCAUCAACAAACCAUAAAAAUAUCAAUUUAAAACAUAUGUUUAGACACAGCCGGCCAGGAGCGCUCCAACUUGCAAGCGGCACUGCGCUGCGGAGUCUGGUGCCCGAGUGACAGUCGCGGGGAGUGCAGGGCAGGGGGACACGAGACCGCAGGGGCAGCUGCAAGCCGUUGGGCAGCGCUCGCCUGCGCCUAGCGAGUCGCCCCUUUCCGGCGCUCCGCUGCCCCGCCCCCCACUCUCCCACCCUCUAGCAACUUGGGUCAAGUUGACAACUCCUGCGGCGGCCGGCCAGCCCGUGCGGUCUCCACCGCUCAUUCCUUCCCCGGGGUGAAAAGGAGCCGCCGCGCCGGCUCCGGGGACCCUCGGGUGGCGGCAGCUUGGCCAUGAGGGCAGUGCGUGUUGCCUAACUCACGGCUGUCACCGCCGCUGCAGCGGGACCGGCCGGCAACACUCUUCAGGACAGGCGGGCGGCCGCCGGCAGGAGGCGCCAAGCCGGGCGGCAGCCGCGGCGGGCUUACCCCGGGGCCACUGCGCGGAGCCCAGCACCGCGCAAGCAGAGAGCGGCGCCGCGCACUGUGGUCCGGCGGGCACCUCGGGGACAGGCGCGGGGUGCAGCCUUCUGGUCCCGGCCGCUCUGACAAGGGCUUCUCUGGUCUGCCUGGCGCGGGGUGGGCGCGGACAGGGGCUCUGGGCUCGCGCGGGCCCCCGGGCGUCGCGAUGAACAUCGUAGUGGAGUUCUUCGUGGUCACUUUCAAAGUGCUCUGGGCGUUAGUGCUGGCCGCGGCGCGCUGGCUGGUGCGGCCCAAGGAGAAGGGCGUGGCCGGCCAGGUGUGCCUCAUCACGGGCGCCGGCAGCGGCUUGGGCCGCCUUUUCGCUUUGGAGUUCGCCCGGCGCGGGGCGCUGCUGGUGCUCUGGGACAUCAACACGCAGAGCAACCAGGAGACGGCGGGCAUGGUUCGCCACAUCUACCGCGACCUGGAGGCAGCCGAUGCCGCCGCGCUGCAAGCUGGGAAUGGUGCAGAAGAAAUUCUGCCCCACUGUAACUUGCAGGUUUUUACCUACACCUGUGAUGUGGGAAAGAGGGAGAAUGUCUACUUGACCGCUGAAAGGGUCCGCAAAGAAGUUGGUGAAGUCUCAGUCCUGGUCAAUAAUGCUGGUGUGGUUUCUGGACAUCAUCUUCUGGAAUGUCCUGAUGAGCUCAUUGAGAGAACCAUGAUGGUCAAUUGCCAUGCACACUUCUGGACCACUAAGGCCUUUCUUCCUACAAUGCUGGAGAUUAAUCAUGGUCAUAUUGUGACAGUUGCAAGUUCCUUGGGAUUGUUCAGUACUGCUGGAGUUGAGGAUUACUGUGCCAGUAAAUUUGGAGUUGUGGGUUUUCAUGAAUCCCUGAGCCAUGAACUAAAGGCUGCUGAAAAGGAUGGAAUUAAAACAACCUUAGUUUGCCCUUACCUGGUAGACACUGGCAUGUUCAGAGGCUGCCGAAUCAGGAAAGAAAUUGAGCCCUUUUUGCCCCCUCUGAAGCCUGAUUACUGUGUGAAGCAGGCCAUGAAGGCCAUCCUCACCGACCAGCCCAUGAUCUGCACCCCCGGCCUCAUGUACAUUGUGACCUUCAUGAAGAGCAUCCUUCCUUUCGAAGCAGUCGUGUGCAUGUAUCGGUUCCUAGGAGCGGACAAGUGUAUGUACCCUUUUAUUGCUCAAAGAAAACAAGCCACAAACAAUAAUGAAGCGAAAAAUGGAAUCUAAGAAUCUUUUCGUAUGAAAUAUCAUUUCUAUCAGAAGACGAUCAAGAUGUUUCAGUCCAGUACACAUCAGCGUUACUGACAUUCUGUGGAUUCUAACCCCAUGUUGACUUUUUAAAAAAAAAUCAACUUUAAAAAAAAAUAAAGUGUAAAUUAACUGACUAGAGUGCUUGGGAAAUGUGAUCAGUCAAAGUGAGCUAAGCUUGUUGCUAAAUUAACUGACUAGAGUGCUUGGGAAAUGUGAUCAGUCAAAGUGAGCUAAGCUUGUUGCUAACAGGAUCCUUUUAGACAGGACCCUAAAACCAGUCUGAUCUUUAGACAAGCACUGUGUGACAUCUUUGGGCUUUCCUUAUUUUUUUAAUGAACAGAAAGUCUAGAAAUGAUAACUACAGUGUGUUGCACAUGUGUGAUUUUUCUGAAUUCCAUAGAGUUUAUUCAUUCUUGUCAGUAAACUCUAGCCAACUGACAUCCUUGCAACUUCAAGGGCUAUAUUUUCUCAUCUUUUCUAAGUUCCAGUAGUGUAAAGCCUGUGUGGCUUUUUCAUGGUAUCUGUAUGUUCAGCUCUUUUUAAAAAGGAAUUUUGAAAUCUCCAUCCGUUUGAAGUCAGUGAUGUCUGAGCAUUACAGUAAAGAUGAUCAGGUCUCAUUCUUAAACUCACAUUGACUAAAGUGUUAGGUGAUUUUUUUUAUUUGACCUCUGAAAUACUUCAUUAAAUAUCUAGAGACCUAGUUAUCCAAAAAGACAUGCAUUUUCUACCAAUGAAUUUUGCUGCAUAUAGAAAGUGCCCUUUCCUCAGGAGUUGCUGCGUUUUGUGUUUGGGGCAGUACUCUUAUCUAGAGUACACAGCAGCUCUGCAAAGAACCCAUUUCUAAAAAUGGGAAUUUCCACAUUAAAAAGUCCCCAUUUUUGUGCCAACUAUGAUUAGUGAUGGGGAAAAUGUUAUUCUAUGGAGUAUGUACGGAAGGGUGUAAAGAUUCCUUUGGAAGGUGUAUUCACAUUGUAGAACAGCAAAUGACAUUUUUACAGUAUUUUUUUGUAAAGCAAACUAUUUUGUGCCUUGAAUUUGGUAUAUGUGUAUUAGUGAAACAUUGUAAAAGUGAACUUCUACCUCUGUAUCUAAAUGUGUACCAUCCACUUAUAAAUUACUAUGAACUAUUAUGUGAUUGCUUUUCUUUUUAAUGUCUUAUUUGAAUAGUGACCAAUGUUU